UUCUGCAUAUAGUUUCACAAUGAGAAGAUUUUUAAGACAAGGAAAGAUAACUCUUAUAGCGUGUGCAAGUUUUCUAAUAAUUUUGUUUACAUCUCCACGUCAAUUGCUAGAAAAGUCAUGGAGCUCUUCUGUUCUAAAGAUCUCCUUGAAUGUAGAACAACAAGAUGUUCUGGUUCUCCUGCAUAUCCCUAGAACAGGAAUGACCUCUCUGAUUAACUUGAUGAUGAAAGACUCAGUUGGAACUAUGCCAUGCAGAUGUCCAGAGAAAAUGACCAAAUGUAAAUGUUUAACUACACACAACCAGCCAUGGCUAUUUCACUCGUACAACACAACUGGUUUUACCUGUGGUCAGUUUGCAGACUUCACUACCCUGACAACUUGUCCCAUAGAUCACUGGUUUACGAGGUGCGGGGGUGAUAACCGUCCUUCCAGAAGAUAUCAUUUACUUACCUUGCUAAGAAAACCUGCAGCCAGAUAUUACAGUGAAUGGCUUCAGUCUAAAAAUGAAGAAGAACAUUUUUUCAGAAAUGAGCCUCGUCUUUACAGGAACAUCAGCUUGGAACUACAAAAGAAACAAUUUCCUUGUUAUCUUGGCAUCAAAACUUCAACGCUAAGCCUUUUGGAUUUCAUCAGCUGUAGUGAGAAUCCAGCCAACAACAGACAGACAAGAAUGUUGGCCAAUUUAACAACAGUGUAUUCUAUGGUGAUGAAAGGACACAGCUAUGAGAUGGCUCUGUUAUACAGUGCACAAAACACUUUGCUCAAACUUCCAUUUUUCGGUAUCAUUGACAGACCUGAAGAUACAUUGAAAUUAUUAGAUCAUGAGAUUGGGCUGCGAUUUAAAAGAACAUUGAAUCAGCAUCCAACAAAAGCCAGUAGAGAAUACUUAUCGCUGGAACAGAACGUCUAUAAUAAACUUUUGGAAGCCAACAGCUUGGACAUUCAAUUAUUUCAAUUUGCCGAAAACUAUUUCAAUCAAAGAAUGAACGCCCUAAAAGACUCGGUGGAUCGAAGGUUUCACGAAGUGAUUGGUCAACGAGAACUUCCAACAUUACGUCCAGCUGCCAUCAAUAGUAAAUCUGUUUUUUCAAGUGAGAACAAUAAGCUUCUUAAUAUUCAAAAUGAGGAAACUUUAAAAUCUAUUGAUGACAAUAAUUUUAGAAGGCGAAAUGAUAACAAUGCCGCCUUUCAGUUCUUAAACAAACUGAACAAAAAUCCGAUGGUUUCAAAUAAUUAUAGACCCAUGUCAAACAAACAAAAUUAUAAGAGCGAGUUGAUUGAUAUUGAGAGAACUCGCAGACCAAGGACAGAACUCGAGAAAGCAGUUGACCGAAUGUUCUUGUGAUGUUAGGUCACUAUUUGGAUUGGGUAAAUAGUUACAUUUAUACUAAGAGAGAUUGGCAGGUAAAAGGAAUACAUGGGGGAGCGUUUAAUUUGAUAUCAUUAUGUUGUUCUAAAUAAAAUAAAAUGGGAGGGGUCCAUGGCCAAAUAAAUAAUACAUAGCCUGGGAACAAAUCACUGGGUGAAGUCAGAGGGUAGGCCUAAUGCUUGUACUAUUGUAAGUUAGAGAAUACAGACGUUCCUUCUUUAACAGAAGAUAGUCGUAAUAAAAUAGUACUUCAGAUGCCAAGACUUUAUACGGAUUUUCAACCAUCUCAUAAUAAAAAUUUUUUUAUUAAUUGCUUUUCAUUAUUUUAACUAUUGUCUAUAUCUACUUAGUUUAACAAAAUAGCAAGAGGGAAUGUGUACUGUAGGCCUACAAUUUAGAAUUGGACAAUUAUUAAUUUCUUUAAGCUUCUUGUGUCUUCUGCAGGUGGUCCAUUUCUCCCCACAGGUGGUCCAUUUCUCCCCACAGGUGGUCCAUUUCUCCCCAUAUUGGGGUGGUAUUUUUAAUUAUAAUUUUUUUUUAAUGUAUGACAAUUUUUAUUUUUUUAUAGACUAAAUUUUGAACUAAAUGACUACUUUAUUCAGAACUAUAAAAAAAAAACAUC
Molecule: messenger RNA, 1991 nt
Organism: Biomphalaria glabrata
Lineage: Eukaryota; Metazoa; Mollusca; Gastropoda; Planorbidae
Product: heparan-sulfate 6-O-sulfotransferase 2-like
Exons: 7
Coding region: 20-1345 (441 amino acids)
Cellular component (GO): membrane
Molecular function (GO): heparan sulfate 6-sulfotransferase activity
Source: RefSeq, a predicted model, not a curated record